CACAGAGCGGGACGCCUCUCCGUCAGAUCACAGCUGCUUCACUCGGUACAGUGGACCGGUUUUCACCUGGAGGGUUGAUGCCAGACAUGAGGUGUCUCCUGCCUGUCCUGGUCCUUCUGACUGUCCUUCAUGUCAAAGCGGACCAGCAGCGGCAGAACAAGGAGAGACACUAUUACGUCGCCGCUGUGGAGAUAGACUGGGACUACUCUGGAAAUGAGACAAACAGGUUUGGUCCCACCUAUAAGAAAGUGGUCUUUCGGGAGUACGACAGAGACUUCAGACAGGCCAAGACUCAUCCAUCCUGGUUAGGUCUGCUCGGACCCACUCUGAGGGCCGAGGAGGGCGAGACCAUCGUGGUCACUUUCAGAAACAUGGCCUCUGGACCGCACAGCAUCCACCCCCACGGGAUCGCCUACGGGAAACAGUCGGAGGGGGCCAACUACUUCGACAACACGUCGCAGAAGGAGAAAGAGGAUGACGUGGUGCAGCCCAACGGCCAGCACGUUUACUACUGGGAGGUGACGCCGGAGGUUUCUCCACAGGAGCAUGACCCCACUUGCCUCACCUACACCUACGUCUCCCACAUAGACGUCGUGGAGGACUACAACUCGGGGCUCAUUGGCACUUUGCUCGUCUGCAAGUCUGGCAGCCUGGAUGCUUCCGGGCAGCAGGUGGACGUCCACCAGGAGUACGUGUUCCUCUUUGGGGUUUUUGACGAGAGCCAGAGCAAGUACGAGCCAAACAGCCAUGGCAACCAUGUGAAGUACACCGUCAACGGAUACGUGAUGGGGUCGCUGCCCGACGUCAGUGUGUGCGCCUUCGCCUCUGUGAGCCUGCAUCUGGUCGGUAUGAGCUCGGAGCCUGAGGUGUUCUCGGUGCACAUGAACGGCCAGGUGCUGCGGCAGACCGGGCACAAAGUGUCCUCGGUGGGCCUCAUCAGCGGCUCCACCGCCACCGCCGGCAUGGUGGCCCUCCACGCGGGCCGCUGGCUGCUCUCCUCGCACACCGUCAAGCACAUGGAGGCCGGCAUGCACGGCUUUGUGGAUGUCAAACAGUGUGACGGCUUCAAGGCCCCGAAGCGAAGGAUGACAGUGGCAGAGAAGCGACACAGCAAGGUGUGGACGUACUACAUAGCUGCUGAGGAAAUCACCUGGGACUACGCACCCAACAUGCAGGAACACAUCGACGGGGACUUCAAGCUCCAGUACCUCAGACAGUCGUCAAAACGCAUCGGUGGGAAGUACAAGAAGGCGGUGUACACGCUGUACAAAAACGAGUCGUUCACUGACAAGCUGGAGUCCAAGCAAAGGAGAAAUGAGCUCGGGAUCUUGGGCCCGGUGAUCAAAGCGCAAAUCAGAGACGUCAUCAAGAUUGUUUUUAAGAACAAGGCCUCCAGGCCCUACAGCAUCUACCCACAUGGACUGACGAUAGAGAAGUCAGAAGAGGGAGUCAACUACCCAGCAGGAGGCAACCAGUCCCACGGCGUCCAGCCGGGGGAGACACACACCUACCUGUGGAGAGUGGUGGACGAGGACGAGCCUUCCGAAGCGGACUCGCAAUGUUUGACGCGACUGUACCACAGCGCGGUAGACACACCGCGCGACAUCGCCUCGGGCCUGAUCGGACAAAUCCUCAUCUGCAAGAGCCAGUCGCUCAACAUCAGGGGCGUGCAGCUGAAAGCAGACAAGGAGCAGCAUGCCAUGAUGGCCGUGUUCGAUGAGAACAAGAGCUGGUACAUGGAUGAAAACGUCCGCAAAUAUUGCGAUCGGUCCCAAGUCAACAAGGCCGACCCGGACUUUUACAAGUCCAACGUCAUGCACACAAUCAACGGUUACGUGUUUGAGAGCGGCGAGCUCCUGGGCUUCUGCAACGGCGAGAUCGCCACGUGGCACGUGUCCAGCAUCGGAGCCCAGGACUACAUCCAGACGGUCACUUUCUACGGCCAUCCGUUCGAGCUGAACGGGCGGACGGAGGAGUUCCUCAGCCUGUACCCAAUGACCGGAGAGACCAUCAGCAUGAGGAUGGACAACAUCGGUGUGUGGCUCAUGGCUUCCCUGAAUUCCCACGAGACAACCAAAGGGGUGCGCGUGAAGUUCAAUGACGUUGAGUGCUAUCGUGACUACCAGUAUGAAACCUCUGAAUAUGCGGACGCAGGACCGCGCAAAGAGUUUACUGUGUGGAACCCUCCGAGUUUGGACGAAAUCAAGAAGGAAGAGAAGAAGCGCAAACCUGCAGAGAAUACACCAACGGAGACGGACAAUUACACGGACAUGUUUGCCACCGAAUUAGGUCUCAGGUCUCGAAAGAACCAAUCCACUGAGCCAGAUGUGGAAGAGCUGGACCUCUCUGCCCUCGACUAUGAUGCUAUCAAUGUGCCUGAUGGAGAUUUGAGUAUCAACCUGAAGAAUGUAAGUCAGAUUUUCGAUCCAAAGCCAAAUACACUAAAUGAGACAUCAUUUUCAAAUUGGCUAAACCUCACUGCAGUUAAUUUGCUGAACCAAAGCAUCAGUGAGAACAGCACACACGUGCAGAACAACACCGCACCAGCAACCUUCGGCAACUCUUCAAGCAUAGUGCUAAAGAAUGACAGCAUAACCACAAACAGCAGUGUGUCUCCAGUGGCAAGUAUUGGUAACGAUACAGUGUCCACCACAGAGAACAUCACGGUUCACAACGCAACGAGUUUAUCAACGGUUGGAAAUGUAUCAACAGAGAUUAGCAAUCUUACAGAAACUUCACGUGGAAAUCUCAGUUCGGUCAUGGAGGCCGAGGGAACGAAUGUGACCCUGACCGCUGAUGACCAGACUCCUGAGGUCUCCGAGGAGAAAUUCACCAGAGGGGACGUGUUCCUUUACUCCGAGCCGCCGUCCGACACCAGCGUCGACCUUCUCCACAACUCACCGGAGGUCAACGCCACAUCUCUGCCACACGGGGCAGAGGAGGAAGAACAUAUAGUCAAGACUAUUCCAGCCAAUUCAGGCGGUGAAAAUGUAACACACAGUCUGCUCUCAACAGGGGGUCCGCAGAAUGUCACAGCGAAUGUGUCCAGAUCGAAUGCAUCAGAGACGAUUCGUUCAGAGAGAAGGGAGAACGUCACAGCGCUUCCUGGUGAGCGGAGUCGCACAUCCUCUGCAGAAGGUUUCGCCAACGAGACGGACCUGUCCCUCUCCAGCCACGGAGAGGAGCUGAGCGCCUCGGACAGCACAGAAGAAGUUCUGAUCUACCUUUCAGAAAACAAGAGAGCGGUGAUUAAGACCACCGCAGUCAAAACCGAGGGGCACAACUGGACCUAUGAGGUUACUCACCAAAUGGAAACCGAGGAGAUGUCUGAAGACAUGAUGAAGUAUUUGGGGCGAGAGACCACUCAAACGGCGCCACCGCCAAAAAAGAAACUCAAGAGGGUGAACCUCCGAGACUUGCCCGACAAGGGCAAAGUCUUGAAAACCAAGAAGAAGAAGGAAUACAAGCCUCAGUCCAGGAGUAGCUUACCGUUCUCUCCUCGUGGAUUCCAUCCAGACCUGACCCCCCGCGGAUCCAGACCUCCUCUUCCGCAACCCGUCUCCGAUGAGGAGGAGGAGCUCAUCAACGCGCCCGUCAUCAUCGGCGUGCCUCGACCCGAUUUCAGCGACUACGAGCUCUACGUUCCCGGGGACGAACCGGAUCAUCUCGACCUGGAUGGGGAAAACGUGAAAGAGAAUGAAUACGAGUUUGUGACCUACAUGGACCCCUACAAAAGUCACGAAGACUUCAAGGCUCUGAACCUGGAUGACACCACAAAAUACUACCUAAAACUCUCAAGCCCAACUGACAGGAUAUAUUUCAUUGCUGCAGAAGAGGUCGAGUGGGACUAUAGUGGCUACGGAAAGACGAGGCAAGACAAGUCGCAACAAAACAGCAGAGAAACCAAAUUCACCAAGGUGGUUUUCCGAGGUUACAUGGACAGCAGCUUCAACACACCUGACACCCGUGGAGAGAUGGACGAGCAUCUCGGGAUCUUGGGACCCGUCAUCAGGGCCGAGGUGGACCAACGCAUCAUGGUUGUGUUCAGGAACAAAGCCAGCCGUCCGUACUCCAUACACCCAAAUGGGGUUUUGUAUAACAAGCAGACCGAGGGCCUGUCCUAUGAGGACGGCUCCGAGUACUGGUACAAAUAUGACAACGACGUCCAACCCAACACCACCUUCACGUACAUAUGGAAGGUUCCUCCCCAGGCUGCCCCAACGCCAGGCGAGUCUCACUGUCGGACUUGGGCCUACUAUUCAGGCGUCAACCCUGAAAAGGACAUCCACUCUGGCCUGAUUGGGCCUCUGCUGGUGUGUCGAGAGGGAACUCUGAGCAGGACAGAACCCCUAAUGAGGGAGUUCACGCUGCUCUUCAUGACCUUCGAUGAGUCGCAGAGCUGGUACUACGAGCAGAACCACGAGUUGAUGCAAAGGAAGAGCAGAAGGAGAGCGAUGGGAUACAACUCCAAGGACACCCUCAAAUUCCACUCUAUCAACGGCGUCAUAUACAACCUGAAGGGCCUGAGGAUGUACACCGACGAGCUGGUGUGCUGGCACCUGAUCAACGUGGGUUCUCCCAAAGACUUUCAGAGCGUCCACUUCCACGGACAGACGUUCAUUCACAAGAAGAUCACCAGCUACCGGCAGGCCGUCUACCCGCUGCUGCCCGGGAGCUUUGCCACUCUGGAGAUGUACCCAUCCAAACCCGGCCUGUGGCAGCUGGAGACAGAAGUGGGUCUGAACCAACAGAAGGGCAUGCAGACCCUCUUUCUUGUCCUGGAUAACGAGUGCUACCGUCCGCUGGGUUUAGAAUCGGGCAGCGUGAAAGACGAGCAGAUCACAGCCAUCAACAGCAGAGGCUACUGGGAGCCGCAUCUGGCCAGAUUGAACAAUAACGGUAAAAUCAACGCAUGGAGCACAGAGCAGAACCGGAGCUGGAUUCAGGUAGACUUCCAGAGGCCCGUUGUGAUCAGCCAGGUGGCCACACAGGGAGCCAGGCAGAUGUUCCAAUCCCAGUUUGUGGAAAAGUUCUCCAUCUCCUACAGCACCGACCACCGGAACUGGAACUUCUACAAGAGCGACAGCAGGGACUUCAAGAAGGUGUUCACUGGGAACCAGGAAGUCUACGAGACCAAAAAAAACACCUUCAAUCCUCCGGUGAUUGGACGGUUCAUCAGGCUACACCCGCUGCAAUGGUGCAGCAAGGCCACAGUCCGCAUGGAGUUCUACGGCUGUGAGCUGGACGGCUGCUCGGUGCCUCUGGGGAUGGAAAGCGGACUGAUAGAAGACCAUUUCAUCACAGCCAGCUCCUCAGCCUCCAGCUGGUACUCUGGACCCUGGAAACCUUCUCUUGCCCGCCUCAAUAAACAGGGCACAAUCAACGCAUGGCAGGCCAAGUACAGUGGCAUGGACCAGUGGCUUCAGGUGGAGCUGCCCCGGAUUAAAAAGAUCACAGGUAUCAUAACGCAAGGAGCAAAGUCUCUGGGGAAAGAGAUGUACGUCAUGUCCUACUCCAUCAUGUACAGCGGCAAUGGGAUACACUGGAUCCAUUACACAGACGACGACAGCGUCCCUUUCAAGACUUUCAAAGGAAACAGCAACAACAACGACCACGUGAGGAACUACAUCCACCCUCCUAUUUUCUCCCGCUUCGUUAGAAUCGUCCCGAGAAGCUGGUGGAACUCCAUCACCAUGAGAAUAGAACUGCUGGGCUGUGAAUUUGAGUGAAAUGAUGGGGGGAGGGGGUGUUAAGUCAACCGUGAGCAUGCACGAGUCCAUUCCGAGGUCCACUCCCACACACCGGGUCGCGUGUGGAGGACGCUGCAUGCACAAAUAUAUCAAAGCUUUUAAAUGCAGUUAAAAACAAGAAUAGAAUUACCUCGAUUGCUUAAAUCGAUACUCGUAAAAUGUGAAAAGUGUUUAGUUAAAGAUAAAAGCUGCACAGUUAAAAUGAACUUUAAAACUCAUAGAGAAGUGAACUACGUGUGUGUAAUCCAAACCUUUUGGUCAGCAGAUUUAUGUUUUAGAAAUAUUACAUUUUGUCCAUCACCAAAUUACUACCAAUGAAUGUAAAUAUGUAAGUAGAGAGCCUGUAAUUUAUUUUUUAAUAAAUAUGUUAACAUCA
Gasterosteus aculeatus aculeatus (three-spined stickleback) is the source of this 6126-nucleotide messenger RNA. It is a transcript of the gene f5, whose product is annotated as coagulation factor V. The record is from RefSeq and is a predicted model, not a curated record. Gene Ontology annotation, molecular function: signaling receptor activity; copper ion binding. NCBI's taxonomy places the organism in Eukaryota, Metazoa, Chordata, Actinopteri, Perciformes, Gasterosteidae. Gene Ontology annotation, cellular component: plasma membrane.